AUGGCUGUGUCAAACAUCUUCGAUGGAAAUAUAUUACAUUACUCGCACUUUUAUCCAGGUAUAUACGCUCUAUUUGCGCCGCCGUGUCAUCUGUUGUGGCUGACCCACAAGAAGAAGAAGCUAGUAAAGAUCUUCCGAACAAUAAUCGCUAUAGAGGCGGUGACUGGCCAUAUGGCACCUGAUCCGAGUAUCCAUAUCUCGUGGGCAUUAGUUGUGAUAAUGUUCAUCCACUUCACAAUCUACGUAUCCUUGUUAUUACCCUCAGGUUCCUUGGCCAGUAACACCCUGAAGACCAGAAGUGCAGCUCCUGCUAUGAGUUCCAUCAGAGUUGUGGACCCUCCGCGCCGUGGGUUGGACGAGGUCAUCGGGAAAACCUUCAAACUGAGCCGAUUCCUCUUCACGUUCCCUUUCGACUUCUCUAGGGACUACAUAGACGUUUCCUACAAGCACUUCUUCCUUUCACUCAUUGUAGUUGGAUGUAACAGUACGGUUUCGAUUCUGUUCGCAAAAGAUAUUGUCAUAACAAUACCAGAUCCGAAAUUAAUACAAUCCUCCUUUUAUUUUCCAAUAAUAUUCACAGUGAUACCAGUCUGUAACUUGGCUUGGCUGUUGUACAGGAAGAAAAAGAUAGUCGAUUUCUUCAAAAUUAUUCGAAACGUCGAAACAGUGACAGGAUAUUGUACACCCGAUACGGGUACCAAGAUGAUAUCCCUCUCUGCUGUACUGUUGGUGUGCAAUCUAAUUGCAUUUCACCGAUUUACGGAAGUCCAUUUUCUCGGAGCAUGCAUGCUAAACCUUUCCAUAUUAUCAUUCGCGUCGGUCCUGGCACAGUUCAAAUCGCUCAUCAGCGCGGUGAAGAGCCAGUACCAGCACAUCCUCGACACCUUGGACCACGGCACCGCCGAGAGGUGGUGCUGCUGCCGCGAAGAGCUCGGCAAGUGCUGCAGGGACAUAAGCGUUUGCUACGCUCCUCAGUUGUUGAUGAUAGUAACUACAAACUUCGUUGGCAUUGUUUGCAACGCCUACCACGUUGCCGUAUCUGCAGUGAUUCAAUCCAACUUACUCUUUGCGGUCAUGACUAAAUACUUCCCACUCUGA
Messenger RNA from Nezara viridula (southern green stink bug), 1098 nucleotides. The record is from the annotation of a GenBank genome assembly. Lineage: Eukaryota; Metazoa; Arthropoda; Insecta; Hemiptera; Pentatomidae.